GUUUGCCUGCAGUCCAUCUCUACGGAUCCCACCAUUAUGACAUACAAGGGAAAGGGGGAGGGGUAUAGAGAGCAGAAAGCGUGAUGGUGCGUGUGUGCGCAUGGAUGCGUGGAUGGAAGGAUGGAGAGUAGCCGACCACAGGGCUGCGCUGUUGCUGAUAGAACGGUGCAGGCAUCGCACACACUGAGGGACAGCGUGUGUGAGCCAGCCAGGCAGGCAGUCAGUGUUGAGUGUGUGAGCCAUGUUGGAUGUAAGUGAACGGGAGGAGAGAUGCUGCCGCCACGCCGCUCCUAGCGCUCACGCCUCGAGCUCCACGGAACACAGAGGGUAGAUGCCAACUCUCCGGACCGAGAGAGACAAGGGGGAGCCUGGGGGAAGGUGUCAGGCGGCGCUGGCGCUCCUGGAACUGGCCACCGAGCUGGAACGAGGGACGGAGAGAAGUACCGGAGAGAAGGAAACUCAAGGGUGAAAGCCACUCUGACAGGGAAGAGGAGAAAGUAGGGAAAACCCAGAGAAAGGAAAAGACUAAAUGGCUGCACCGCCAACGGGCUUCACCCCGCUCCUGCUCUCCUUUCUGGCUCUCCACCUGCUUCUCCUCGGUCCUUUGUUAGCCUUCACCUCGAGGAGGGUGAGUUUAGGAGGGGCUUCCAACAGAUGGACCCGGGGCCUCUGUCAUCGAGAAGCCUGCAAAGUGGACCAGCAGCGACAGCCGCAUCGGUGCGAGGAUGCAGGGGAGUUGCCGAGGGGAGGCGGGAAUCUCAGCGCAUGCAGGUGGACCGUGGAGUGGAUACAGCCCGAGGGAUGCUCUGGACUGAAGCGCAGGUGGGGGCUAAGAGGUGGAUAUCAGUGGGACGGGUCGAGAUGGGCGCGGAGAAAAAGGCUGAAACGAGUCGGGACGUUUUGUGGGCGCGCAGACGGUGCUCCGUCACCGGCUCCUUCCCUUCCCCAUGCUGGUCUCAGGAGCGGCAGGGCGAACUCGGAUGGCGUCAGCGCAGAGGAGGGAGUUCGCAGAGGGGAGGUGGAGAGGAAGGGCGUUGUUUCGCCCCCUUCUUCACCUGCUUUCACCUUUGUGCUGAUGAAAAACGGAAAAAAAAGGGCAGUACAAAGGACUAAGACGUGCGCGCAAUGCUGCCCGGCGCUGAGGCCACACCUCGCCAAACGUGGAGCUGCCGGAGCCUUUGUGCACAUUUCGGACAUCUGCACCGGACCCGGAAGUAGACGCUUGAAGAGGGAAAGGGUUCGAAAGAGGGCUUCUGGGGUCAGGGGGCUGUCGGUCAGCUCUUUAGCAUCUUGGCAUGUCCGUCGUGUAAACCGCAAGACCCAAACCCUCGUGCUGACCAAGAAGCUCACACCUGGCUGCUUCCCAUCCUCUACAUCUUGGCGCAACCCCCCUCUGUCUGGAUAUCAUUUACCUCACAUUGAUACUUCAAGCAACAUCUUUAAAUGUGACCACGUCUUAACUAAUAUUUCAGACUGUAUUUGGGAAACAAAGCAGAGAAACGUUUGCAUUUGUCCAACUCUUGAAUCCUCUCAGACCGCUCUCACUGAUCUUUUGGAGCAACAAGCUGCUGCAGCUGUUCGGGGCUGUGUUGGCGUGGAAAGGAAGCCUGGUAAUUGUUCUCAUUUUGGAAGGCACAGUCUUAUCGAUCCCAACAGCAACAGAGAGGGGGUUGAUGACAGCUGGAUGACUGGGUGCAUUAUGAGCAGGAAGAAGAAGGGGAGAAAGGGAGGUGGGGCAGAUGUUUGGGCCAAAACUACACAUAAAUGUAGCUCACACGUGUUAAUUAGGAACGGUUUUGAGGCGUCACUAGGUUGUUGGUUAUCCUCAUUCCCUUAUGCAAAUGCAAAGUCUAACCAUGCCAGGAAAAUGGGUGAGGGGAGGGAUACCGGGAGAGAGGUAAAGGGUGGCGGGGGAGGAGGAGGGGCGGCGUUCCUCGGCAACAAACACAUUCAUUUAUCUAAUUGGGCAGAUAAUGGGUUGGCUUUUUCAAUUCUAGGGCUCUCACACAUCCCUUUUAACGAGCUUCUUUCUGGGGAAUCUGCACCAGCAACCGCAAGGCAGAGAGGUACGACCAGGGGGCUUUCUGGUGGCUGCUUUAGCAAAAAGGAAUUAAGAGACGGAUGCUGUGCGGUUUCCAUGACCCCACAGAGGGGCGUGGUUAAGAUGAAUCCUCUCAUCCAAUUUAAUCUCAGCAGCAUCACACAGACGCCCGCCAGACAUUCAUUAUUUAACAAAAGCGUCAGUCCCAAAUCAGAAUCUGUCCUCGGUACGCGCGCUCAAUCCGAUUAUCGCGCAGGGAGGGGAAAACCAGCGCUGACUUCAUCUGCUGAAAAAGUAAAAGCAACUCCAGAGGCAGAGUCUGACUCAGACUUUUUCUUGCCAGCGAAGUUUCCUGUUACAUCUCCCAGUGCUGCGUCAGGCUCCUUUGACUCUGCAGCAGCAAUCACGCCACAGUCCUGCAGCAUCACGUCCCGCCACCCCUCGUUUUUCGCAGAAAAGAAUCAGAGCACAUGGCAGCGUGUGUUUGUGAGACCAUUGAUUUCAGGACCACGGACAGUUCCGCUAGUGUUUCUGUGGAGCAGAUUUAACAGCAAUAACAACAACAAUAAGGAGGGGGGCAGUGAAAGCAAAGGAUGUGGCCCCAGAUCUCAUAAGGGAACGUCAUCCUGGCAUGGUCAGACUCAACAGGAAGAGGAGAGUGCUGUCCCAGCAGGGUGCACUGACAGCAUCUCCAACAUUUCAGCCACCGGGGCAGGAGAAGGCGCACUUGUGCAUUUAAAAUUCAUUAAUCAAGUGCCAUUAGAGCCUGAAGGUGUCAGACAUUUAGACAGGCAGCAGAUGGGGGUCGGAGAAGAAAGGGAGAGGAGUGUGGAGAGGGAGGGAGAGGGCUUGGAGAUGUCCACUGCUGUUUGGGGAGGAAAAUUGCAGGUGGGGGAAGGCGAAAGAGAGGCGCUGCUGCUAGAAGGGAGGGAACCACGAGCAGAGGAGGAGGAGGAAGUGCAGAAUGAGAGGGUAGAGGGAGUAACAAAAGCAGGAGAGGGGAGAGAUGUCCAGGGACAGAAAGGUCAGGGUAAGGAUAGCGGCCCCAUCCCACAGUUAGAUGAUAUGCAAAGAAGUGGAGAGAGUCAACUAAAUGAAAGCUAUCAGGGAGAUGAGCAGGGUGAAAGUGGGGUGCAGGGGGAGGAAAAUCACACUUCAAGAGGAGAGAGGAGUCUGGAACGACUUAUAGUAGUAGAAGGUGAUACCUCACGGGGGGAAAAAGAGAGGAGGAUUUUAAUGCCAUGGUCUCGAUCCAGGCGUGCAGCCAACAGGCACCCCCAUUUCUCACUGUACAACUACCAAGUACAGGUGGCUGAGAACCAGCCAUCGAGCACCUCUGUCAUCAUCAUGUCGGCAACAGACCCAGAUCCAGGAGAUCCAGGCAGGAUGAGCUACUCGAUGGCCCCAUUAAUGAACAGUCGGUCAUCUGACUACUUCCAAAUCCAUCCCAACACAGGCCUUAUCACCACCACUCAAAUGCUUGACAGAGAGCACAUGGACCUGCACCACUUUCGGGUCACGGCAACCGAUCACGGCUCCCCUCGUCUCUCUGGCACUACAAUGGUGACCAUUACAGUUUCUGACCGGAAUGAUCACUCUCCCAUUUUUGAACAGUCAGAGUACAGAGAGACAAUUAGGGAGAACGUAGAAGAAGGCUAUCCCAUCCUGCAGCUCAGAGCAAAAGAUUCAGAUUCUCCAUCUAAUGCUAAUAUUCGCUACCGGUUUGUUGGUGACACAGCAGUGAUGGCACGGGUUGCUUUUGAGAUUGACCCACGCUCUGGUCUCAUUACAACCCGUGGAUCUGUGGACCGUGAGUCAAAUGAGCACUAUACGCUUCACGUGGAAGCCAGUGAUCAGGGGAAGGAUCCAGGGCCACGCUCUGCCACCGUCAAAGUCUUUAUUACGGUGCUAGAUGAGAAUGACAAUGUACCACAGUUCAGUGAAAAGCGCUACGUGGUGGCAGUCAAAGAGGAUGUGCGACCACAUUCUGAGAUCCUCCGUGUGAGUGCGACAGACCGAGACAAGGACAGUAAUGCUGCUGUUCAUUAUAACAUCAUUAGUGGAAACAGUCGUGGACAGUUUUCUAUUGAUAGCGUCACUGGUGAGAUCCAGGUGGUAGCACCACUGGACUAUGAGUCUGAACGGGAGUACACACUCCGUGUUCGUGCACAAGACAACGGAAGACCACCAUUGUCCAACAAUACUGGCAUUGUGAGUGUACAAGUGACAGAUGUCAAUGAUAACCCGCCUAUCUUUGUCUCCACACCAUUUCAGGCAUCAGUGCUUGAGAGUGCCCCAGUUGGCAGUUCCAUCCUCCACAUUCAGGCCAUUGACACAGACUCAGGUGAUAAUGCCAGACUAGAGUACAGGUUAACUGGAACUGGCUCUGACACACCGUUUAUCAUCAAUUCUGCAACAGGCUGGGUCACUGUCAGCUCCAUUCUUGACAGAGAAUCUGUGGAGCACUAUUUCUUUGGUGUGGAAGCAAGGGAUUAUGGGAUGCCUCCUCUCUCUGCCACAGCCAGUGUUACUAUUACCGUGAUGGAUGUUAAUGACAACCGCCCAGAGUUUCUCCAGAAAGAGUACUAUGGUCGCUUGAAUGAGGAUGCAGCGGUUGGCACAAGUGUAGUGACGGUCACAGCUGUGGAUCGAGAUGUUAACAGUGCGGUGACCUAUCAAAUAACUGGAGGGAACACCAGAAACCGCUUUGCUAUUAGUACAGCAGGAGGAGCAGGACUUCUCUCAUUGGCUCUCCCACUGGACUACAAACAGGAGCGACGCUACGUUCUCACAGUCACUGCCUCGGACAGGACGCUCCAUGACACCUGUCAGGUGCAUAUCAAUAUCACAGAUGCCAAUACACAUCGACCUGUGUUCCAGAGCGCCCACUACUCUGUUAGUGUGAAUGAGGACCAGCCUCCUGGAAGCACUGUCGUUGUGAUCAGUGCCACAGAUGAUGAUGUUGGUGAAAAUGCUCGAAUCACUUACUUUCUUGAGGACAACAUCCCUCAGUUCCGUAUUGAUCCAGCGACAGGUGCAAUAACGCUUCAGGCAGAGCUCGACUAUGAGGAUCAGAUGACCUACACUCUGGCAAUAACAGCUAAAGACAAUGGGAUACCACAGAAGUCAGACACAACAUAUGUUGAGGUAAACGUCAAUGACGUAAAUGACAAUUCUCCUCAGUUCCUUAGCCCCAGAUAUCAGGGAACCGUAAGCGAAGACGCCCCUCCCUUUACCAGCGUUCUGCAGAUCUCAGCCACCGACCGUGAUGCUCACGCUAACGGGCGUGUUCAGUACACGUUCCAAAACGGCGAGGACGGGGAUGGUGAUUUUACCAUUGAACCAACGUCUGGCAUUGUCAGAACAGUUCGCCGCUUGGAUCGGGAAAGUGUGCCGUUUUAUGAGCUUACAGCUUAUGCUGUGGAUCGUGGCGUUCCCCCUCAACGAACCCCUGUACACAUCCAAGUGACAGUCCUUGAUGUCAAUGACAACGCCCCUGUCUUUCCUGCUGAUGACUUUGAAGUAUUAGUGAAGGAAAACAGUGCUGUGGGCUCUGUGGUUUCUCAGAUCACAGCCACAGACCCUGACGAGGGUGCCAACGCCCAAAUAAUGUACCAGAUUGUGGAGGGCAACAUACCCGAGAUCUUUCAGAUGGACAUCUUUUCAGGAGAACUCACUUCACUCAUUGAUCUCGACUAUGAGGCCCGAAAUGAGUAUGUCAUUGUCGUUCAGGCUACAUCAGCACCCCUGGUGAGCAGGGCUACCGUAAGAAUCCGUUUGGUGGACCAGAACGACAAUCGACCAACCCUACAAGACUUUCACAUCAUUUUUAACAACUUUGUAUCCAAUCGGUCAAAUAGUUUCCCCAGUGGGGUGAUUGGCAGGGUACCUGCCCACGACCCUGAUGUCUCAGACAGGCUGUACUACACCAUCGACAGAGGAAAUGAGCUUCACCUGCUGCUCUUGAAUCACACCAGUGGAGAGAUCCGACUGAGCCGAAAACUGGAUAACAACAGGCCACUGGUUGCUCCCAUGCUGAUCACUGUCACGGACGGUGUCCACAGCAUCUCAGCUCAGUGUGUUCUCCGUGUCCUCAUCAUCACCGAGGACAUGCUUGGAAACAGUGUCACAGUCCGUUUGCAGAACAUGACCCAGGAGCACUUCCUGUCACCACUGCUGGGUAACUUCCUGGAGGGCGUGUCUGCUGUGCUCUCUGUGCCAGUGGAGAACGUUUUCAUCUUCAACAUCCAGCCAGAUCUGGACGCAGCACCUGGAAGGAUCCUGAACGUCAGCUUCUCUGCUGCUUUGCCGGGUGGAUUUUUCUACGCCUCUGAGGAUUUGGAGGAGAAGCUGUACCUAAACAGGCCCAGGCUGACUUCAUUGACACAGAUGGAGGUUCUUCCAUUCGAUGACAACGUGUGUCUGCGGGAGCCCUGCCAGAACUACAUGAAGUGCAUUUCCGUGCUGCGCUUUAACAGCUCUGCACCCUUCAUCUCCUCGCCUUCCAUCUUAUUCCGGCCCAUCCACCCCAUCGCAGGCCUGCGUUGCCGGUGCCCUGUGGGCUUCACGGGCGAUUACUGCGAGACAGAAAUCAACCUGUGCUACUCCAACCCCUGCCUGAAUGGAGGGGUGUGCGCCCGCCGGGAGGGGGGCUACACCUGCAUCUGCCGUGAAGACUACUCUGGUGACCGCUGUGAGUUUGACCGGCAUCAUGGGAAGUGCAAUUCAGAUGUGUGUCGGAAUGGAGGGACAUGCCAGGAGCUCUCUGGAGGAGGUUUCCGCUGCGAGUGUCCCGCAGGAGGCUACGAGCAUCCAUACUGUACCGUCACCGCCCGUUCCUUCCUUCCCAAGUCAUUCGUCAUGUUCAGAGGCCUCAGGCAGCGCUUCCACCUCUCCAUCUCUUUAACUUUUGCCACUUUGGAGAGCAGUGGUCUUCUCUUCUAUAACGGGCGCUUCAACGAGAAACACGACUUUAUCGCCUUGGAGAUCCAAGACGGACAAGUGGUCCUCAAAUACUCCACAGGUGAAUCCUCCACUCAGGUGAGUCCCUUCCUGCCAGGCGGCGUCAGCGAUGGAAACUGGCACACAGUUCACAUCCAUUACUACAACAAGCCAGCUACACGCUAUCCCAAACGCAGCAUGAUUGGAGAAGCCCAGGGUCCAUCAGAUGAAAAGAUAGCUGUGGUGAGCAUCGACGACUGUGAUACGGCCCUGUCGCUUCGCUUCGGCACACAACUGGGAAAUUAUAGCUGUGCAGCACAGGGGAAGCAGACCAGCAAUAAGAAGUCUCUGGAUCUGACAGGUCCAUUAUUCCUGGGUGGAGUUCCCAACGUGCCUGACAACUUCCCAUUUGGCACCAGGGAGUUUAUUGGCUGCAUGAAAGAGCUGCACAUUGACAACAAGCCACUGGAUCUUGCUGGAUUUAUUGCUAACAAUGGGACGCUCCCUGGCUGCAGCGCCAAACACCCCUUCUGCAAGUCGAACCCGUGUCAGAAUGGGGGCACCUGCAGUGUGAGCUGGGAGACCUUCUCCUGUGACUGUCCCGUGGGACAUGGCGGAAAGGACUGCAGCCAGGCAAUGCAACACCCUCAUCGCUUCCUGGGGAACAGCGCCCUCUGGUGGGACCUGAAAAAUGACGUCACCAUCUCCACCCCUUGGUAUCUUGGCCUGGUGUUCAGAACCAGAGCCCGCGAUGGGACGCUGCUGCAGGCGCAGGCUGGCCAGUACACCAGUUUGCUGUUCCAGGUUAUUAACAGUCAGCUGGUGUUCUCCGUCACCCGUGGUUCAACUCGACCAGUGCGCUUGCGUUUGGAUCAGGUACAAGUGGCAGAUGGUCGGUGGCACGACCUCCAGCUGGAGCUGCGAGACGUCCGCAGCGGCCGGGAGACGCGCUACGUCGCCACACUGAAGCUUGACUUUGGUCGAUAUCAGGAAAGUGUGAUUGUGGGAAAUGAGAUUCCUGGCCUUAAGGUGAAGCACCUGCAUGUGGGAGGAGUGCUGGGAUCUGGAGAAGUCCAGAAUGGAAUAAGAGGCUGCAUACAGGGUGUCCGUUUGGGUGUACGACCAGAUGCGCCUGCUUUGCCCCGCCCAUCCAGAGCUGUCAAGGUGGAGACUGGGUGUAAUGUAGGAAACCCUUGUCUCUCUUCUCCCUGCCCAGCUCACAGCCGUUGCACUGACUUGUGGGAAAAGCACGCCUGCCUUUGUGAACCUGGUUACUACGGGAGAAGCUGCACGGAUGCCUGUCACUUGAAUCCCUGUGAAAAUGAGGCUCAGUGCCACAGGAAGCCGAGCUCUUCCCACGGCUACACCUGUGACUGUGGGGACAACCAUUAUGGACAGUACUGCCAACACAGGAUUGAUCACCAGUGUCCCAGGGGAUGGUGGGGGUCUCCGACCUGUGGACCGUGUCACUGUGACAUAAGUAAAGGCUUUGACCCAGACUGUAACAAGACCAGUGGACACUGCCACUGCAAGGAGUUUCAUUACCGUACCCGGGGCUCUGACACCUGCCUGCCAUGUGACUGCUACCCAGUGGGCUCCUUCUCGCGGUCAUGUGACCCAGACACAGGCCAGUGUCAGUGCAGGCCCGGCGUGAUCGGUCGCCAGUGCAACAAAUGUGAUAACCCCUUUGCGGAGGUGACAAACUCAGGCUGCGAAGUCAUUUAUGAUGGUUGUCCAAAGACCAUCACACAGGGGAUCUGGUGGCCUCGGACUAAGUUCAACCUUCCCGCUGCCGUGCCCUGCCCCAAAGGCUCUGUUGGUGCAGCUAUCAGACACUGUGAUGUGGAGCGAGGAUGGCUGGAGCCAGACCUUUACAACUGCACCUCACCCCCUUUUGUGGAGCUUAACAUUGCUCUUGACUCUUUGGAGCGCAAUGAGACGGAGCUGAACACCAUCACAGAGAAGAAACUCGCUCACCAGCUCCGCGAUGUCACUGAGGCCACUGCCCGGCUCUACGGCAACGACCUGCAGAUUGCUGAGCGGCUGCUGUCCCGCCUCCUAACAUUUGAGACCCAACAGAGCGGCUUUGGUCUCACGGCCACACAGGACGCACAUUUUAACGAGAAUGUCCUGAGAGCCUGCAGUAUGCUAUUGGGCCCCGGUACCUCUGGACUUUGGCGAGCUCUGGCUCAGACUCAGAACCACCUCCUGGGUGGUGGACCAGCAGAGCUAACAGAGCUUCUGGAACAGUACACCCAGAAUCUGGCCCGGAAUAUGAAGCUUACCUACCUCAACCCUGUGGCCUUAGUUUCACCCAACAUUGUCAUGAACCUGGACCGUGUGGAGAACCAGACCCAUGUGAGGCGGCGUUUCCCACGUUACCACACCACCCUGUUUCGCGGUCAAACCUUGUGGGAUCCUUACACUCACAUCCUGCUUCCCCCGGCUGUCCUUGUGCCACAACGGCAACAGCAACACAACUGGAAGGACAAAGAGCGAACAGAGAAGGAGGCCUCAGUGCCUCAGAGUGCCCCCUUGGCCCCUGGCAGCGGCAAAGCCAAUCAGACGAGAGAAUACACUGCAGCUAGACGCAGUGUUUCAUUGCCUGAGCAGCCAAUCACUAUUGUCAUCUUGCUGAUCUAUCGAAGUCUGGGAGCCGCCCUGCCUCCCAAAUAUCACGCAGACCGCAGAGGCAUAAGGCUUCCCAGACACCCAGUAAUGAACUCCCCGGUGGUCACCGUCUCUGUUUACAACAACCAGACGUUUGUGGGUGGUCACCUGGACCAACCGAUCCUCCUGGAGUUUAAGCUUCUGGAGACUUCAAAUCGCAGCAAACCUCUGUGUGUGCAGUGGAACCACAGCAGUCCGCAGGACACAGGUGGCUGCUGGACAGUCAGGGACUGCAUGGUGGUGUACAGAAACACUUCCCAUGUCCGCUGUCAGUGCCAGAGACUGGGCACCUUCGGGGUACUGAUGGACAGCUCACAGAGAGAGCAGCUGGAGGGUGACCUGGAAAUGUUGGCCUUGGUCACCUACUCUUCUCUGAUCAUUUCCAUGCUGGCCCUUCUUCUCACGGUCUUGGUGCUCUCCUGCCUGCGGGGCCUCAAGUCCAACACGAGGAGCAUCCAUUCCAACACAGCAGCAGCCAUGCUUCUGUCAGAACUGGUCUUUCUACUGGGAGUCAACCAGACGGAGCAACAGUUCCUGUGCACGGUGGUCGCCAUCCUGCUGCAUUACUUCUUCAUGUCCACAUUUGCUUGGAUGUUUGUGGAUGGCCUCCAUGUCUAUCGGAUGCAGACUGAACAGCGCAACAUUAACUAUGGAGCCAUGAGGUUCUACUACGCCAUUGGCUGGGGAGUGCCAGCUAUAAUCACAGGCCUGGCAGUGGGUUUGGACCCGGAGGGUUAUGGGAACCCAGACUUCUGUUGGAUCUCCAUCUAUGACAAACUGAUUUGGAGCUUUGCUGGUCCUAUAGCCAUCGUCCUACUGAUGAAUGGAGGGAUUUUUAUCACAGUGGCCAAGAUGUCCUGUAAUCCAUCCCAGAAAGAGACAAAGAAACUCCCUGUCAUUGCGGCAAUCCGAAAUGCCUUUUUGCUGAUGCUGGUGGCGACCUCCACCUGGCUGUGCGGCCUCAUGGCUGUCAACAACAGCAUCCUGGCUUUCUACUAUAUUUUUAAUGUCCUCUGUUUAGUUCAGGGCCUGUCUGUGAUGUUGGUUUUCACUGUGUUCAACUCAGAAGUUAAGGAGGCUUGGAGAGUAGCCUGUCUGGGUAAGAAAAGCCCAGUAGAAGAUUCACCAAGACCACAGCAGAACACUGCGCAGAAUCCCUAUCACAAUGCAUCUUUGUUGGAGCAGAGCGGACUGCACCGCAUCACCUUGGGGACCUCCACCAUCUCUUCUGUCAGCUCUGCAAGAGAAAAUCUUCUGGCUCGGCAGACUCUGGAGCAGAACAUCGUCCAAACAGGAGCGACAGACCUGGAUGUAGCCAUGUUCCACAGAGAUGGAGGUGUGGACUCAGACUCAGACUCAGACCUCUCCAUGGAGGAAGAGCGAAGUCUCUCAAUUCCGUCCUCUGAAAGUGAUGACAAUGUGCGUCUCAGAGGUCGCAUCCAGCGGCGAUUCAAACGCUCCAAUCAUGGCGAACGUCUUCUCACUGAACCAGCAAACAAUGACACCAAAGAUCUAGACGGUAAUGACCUUUUGUCAUACUGGCCCGCCCUGGAGGAGACAGACACGCACACAUUGCAGAAGUGGGGCUCGGAGCGCCCUCUGGGAGCAGACUAUAGUAAAGAUGCAGCCAACAACAACCAGCUGGACGCAGCGCUCACCAGUGGCGACGAGAACGGCUACAGCCAGCCUCAUCGCCAUCGUAAGGGUAUCCUGAAGAAUCGUCUUGGAUGUCCUCCAGCACUGCAAGGUUUUUCCACUACGGGCCGAGUUCCUAGUGAGCUCAACUGGUACCGAACAUCUACUCUUGGCCAUAGAGGUGUUCCAGCAGCCUCAUACGGUCGGAUGUAUUCCGCCACCGCAUGCGGCACUGCAGGUUCUGGCUCCUUGUCCCAGCCAGCUUCCAGAUACUCUUCCAGGGAGCACCUGGACUCGCUUGCCAGGAGGCAGUUGUCCAGAGAUCCUCUAGGGAGACAGACAGUUGGGGGAUCAAGGGACCGCCUAGAUUCCCGAGGUUCCAGGGACAACCUGGAUCUUUUACCCAGGAGGAGAGAGUUGGGGCUUGGACAAGGAGCAGGACUUGGGGGCCUGGAUCACCAGAGAGUGUCAUUGUCCAGGGAAAACUUGUCAGGAUCGAGGGAAAGACUGAACAACCACCAUGCCAGUAGCUUCCACGCCUCAAGAGAGGACUUGAGUGGGAAUGGAGGGGCUGUUGGGGCUGGAAUGGAAGGAUACCUUAGCGGGUCAAGGUCACAGCUAAAUUCACAAACCCGCCGUCAGGCCUCCUCCCGGGAGCACCUAGGAGGGGCCCUGAUGAGCAGUAGGUCGAGGGACCAGCUGGAGACCAAUGGCGUAGGAGCUCAGGCUCAGCCCUGUCGAGAGUGGCUACGCACCUUGCCACCCCGGCAGCCCUCACACCCAGACCAGCCUCCCUCUGCCUCUCCUCCUCCCCCCAUCUCAGAGGAGCCGCAGCAGGAGCAGCUACCUCCUCAUGUCCGAGGACGACUGGACUCUGCCCCCUCAUGUAGGUACCCCAGUCAGACUGUUAGCCAGGCUGCAGGUUUGAAUCCCAACCCCCUGGUUCGACAACCAUCCAACGAGCACCUGGAUAUUCUGUCCUCUAUCCUGGCCUCCUUCAGCUCCCCUGCCCUCACCCCUCCCCCUGCUUCCUCCAACCCUGGUCGUAACGGCUCCGUCCUUGGACCCUCCCCAUCCCCACCCCAGUCUAACACUUCCCAUAGCAUAUCUGAGGUCUCCCCAGACUCAGAAGCCAACAGGAGCGAGGGGCAGUCUUGAUGACAGCUUCAACACCCCCCGCCCCCAUUCAUUCCAACAAUACUUGGUGCACAAGGGUCAAGUCGGGAAAAUGUGGAACAUCUAAAGACUUUCAUUAAGCCGAAAGAGAGGGGGAAAAAAAGAUAAAAACUGAUGAAGAGGCUGUUUUUGUGCCGCCUCUUCUGUACUUGGACUUUUUACUUUUUUUUUGUUUGUUUUUUGUUUUUUUUAGCUCAAAAAGCUUAAGACGGAUAUGGUUGGCUUUUUAAACAAACCAUCUCAGUUUUCAAGCACACGUUAGCCUCAACAAAACCUGUUGAAAAGGGGAAAAUAAUGGGUCUGUAAAUAACAUUUUUAUACAUUUUGUAUCUUUUUCAUUGGAGAUGAAGAAGAAAUCUCUUGUAUUGUUUCUUUUAAAGGUGGUUUUGUCUGUGUGAGGUAAUGAAUGAGGUUGAUGUGAGUGUGCACUCUUACGAUUUGUCAAAAGGGGGCAAAAGGAUUUCUCCUUGACAGAAAAAAAAAACUUAAAUGUCCCUUUUUUAACAUUUUCCUUAACCUUUUCCUGUCAUCCAUCAACGUUAUGUAUAGCAUCACAAAUCUGACAAUAUCUGAUGAGAUUAUCAAAACCUGAAAGUGUGUAAUCAGGAAGUGACUGUAUAUAGAAGAAGGAAUUUUUUAAAUAAGAGAUCUGAUGGAACAAGAAGAUUGUGCAAGGAAAGAGUUCUAACAGAACAUUAGAAGACUGAAAGGGGAUGGUUCAACUGUUAAAGCCCAGCCAUAUGUAUCAAAAAGUGUCAGCUCUGCUGGGACAUUGUGCUGUUUUGUGAUCCGAUGUAUAUGAAUGUGACCUCGUCAUCUAUCUGUGUAUCCUUGUGCCUGGUGCUGUCUGAGCUCCAUCACAUCUUCAGUAUCUGGAGACCUGAUGGUUGAAGGGAUUUCUCUGUCUGCCUCUCUACAUGAGGCUGUAACAACUGUGUAACAACUGCUUUAAAACCCCACCACCACCAAUUUCCACUUUGAUGCACCACAACGCUACCUGCCUCAAGGGUUGCAACAGGAGCAGCAGAAUCUCUCCGGCAGCAUCUGGGAAACUCUUUUAUGAAAGCUUCGUGCUAAUCUAAGCCAAAGGGACCUCAAAUUUGUUUGUAACAUUGGUGUUCAUCACUUGAUAGAUUCUGUAAAUGUUAUUCACCUUUUUUAUUUUAGCCACGGUCUAACUAUGCUAUGGAUUUGCGUCUAAAUUUAUUAUUUUUUUGUUAAUGAGGCCUUAGAUUUACAUUAUCACACAGCCCAUAAUCUAUUGGAUUUUAUCUGGCUGCACACCCACUGUGGAAACAAGUAGGUUAUUAUUGAGCAUGAGGGGAUUUGCAAAUGCAGAAAUAUAUCUGUGGAUGCAUGAGCAAGCCUGAAGCACAUCCCCAGUUCUUCCUAUCUGAAGUGUCUCUGAAGCUCGUUAAUUGUUGCUCCAAAAAAAUCUAAUCUGAGCUUUUAUAUAUUUAUUAUUCCAUUUGGAGCAACAUGCAAUUGAAGGAUUCUUGAAAUCUGCUAGUACAUCUGCAGGUGUGCAACACUCCACUUAGUAAAGGAGAGAAUGUGUCAGCAGUGUCAGCUCUAAAAGCCUCUAAUUGAGUUUCAGGUGCAGAUUUUUCCAUUGGGUCUUUUAUCGCUGGGAGGAGUUUAGACUUUUAGAAAAAGCAAGCAACCAAACAGGUAUUUACCGGCAGUAUUCAACUGCAGAUGAAGAGAAAGAAACAAAAGAAAGAAAAUAUGUUGUGUUAGCAGGAGCAAAAGAUCUCGACGUACAACAGAUUAACAAGGAAAAACAGAGGAAAAAUAUUAAAGUCGGUGUUCAACACAGAGAAAUGGCUGUGUAUAAAACACUGCAGGAAGAAUAAAGGGGAGACUUCACAAAAAGAUAGUGAGCGGAGAAAAUAAAAUGUUCCAAAACAAAUGCAUAUUUUGUCUGACUUGCAGCUGACAUGCAAACCUUUCCUUAACAGUUCUUCCUGCAGAGGAAAUGCCACCUGCCCUGCACACCCACAAAAGCCCACAUUUUUUCCUCCUUUAUUAUUGUUGCAGAUUUUAACUUUUAGACAUAUUUAUUUAUUGAUCAUUUAAGUGUAUGAAUUAUUUAUUAUUGCCAUUUUCUAUCAAAUAUUUUCAAUUGUUUUUUAAGUUUUAUUUACUUUGUUUUGGCGAAGAAGGCAGCAAAUUUACAAAUGAACAAGUAAUGGUUUCUUUUCAAAUGGGGAACUGACAGCUUCAUGAAAUACAUUUAAUUGGAUUCUUUAUCUACCUAUAAAGGGAAAAUCUUAAAAGGUCUGUCAAAACUAAAUUACAUUUCAGUCCAUUAAGAAUGCAUUUGUCCUCUCUAAAAAGAUUUUUGAAACAUAUCUUGAUGAAAAGUUGAAAAUGGGGUCUAAGUAAUGAGGAUCUUUGGAUGAAAAAAAAAGACCCAUGUCCAACCAAGUGAAAUGAAGAAGCUUUGAGACUGAUGGGAGAUUGACUUUAUUAUCUUGUGCUCAUUAUGAAAUGCAUUUUAACCCACUCCAAGGGUGAGAAUGGUUGUUUGUGUGUUACCAUGGAAACAUAUGUUGGACAUGAAAAAAACAAGCUUAUUUCUACUA
Messenger RNA from Oryzias latipes (Japanese medaka), 15051 nucleotides. It is a transcript of the gene celsr3, whose product is annotated as cadherin, EGF LAG seven-pass G-type receptor 3. NCBI's taxonomy places the organism in Eukaryota, Metazoa, Chordata, Actinopteri, Beloniformes, Adrianichthyidae. The record is from RefSeq and is a predicted model, not a curated record. Gene Ontology annotation, cellular component: plasma membrane. Gene Ontology annotation, molecular function: G protein-coupled receptor activity; calcium ion binding. Gene Ontology annotation, biological process: cell surface receptor signaling pathway; homophilic cell-cell adhesion; G protein-coupled receptor signaling pathway.